This is a messenger RNA of Trypanosoma theileri, 2730 nucleotides long. RefSeq names its product putative protein kinase. The record is from RefSeq and is a predicted model, not a curated record. The transcript has a single exon. The coding region runs from base 1 to 2730 and encodes 909 amino acids. NCBI's taxonomy places the organism in Eukaryota, Euglenozoa, Kinetoplastea, Trypanosomatida, Trypanosomatidae.
AUGAGACGGUGGACCAGCGACUCAGAUGGUGAGUCGGAUCCUGUAAGAGAUAAUAACCCGCUCUUGCCCUCAGGGUAUCGGCAGAAGUACGGUAAUUACAAUAAUAUCAGCAUCCAAGAUGGAUCUAUUUUGGCAGCGGAGGAUAAUCGUACCCCUGGAUUACCAGAAGAAGAAACCACUGCUCCCACAACCGCGCCUUCACAGGAGGAAAAGGAGAGUCAUCAAAAGAGGUCCAUCACAAUGGAGUACGGUGACGAGUACUUUGGAGAAGUAAGAGUAGAUAGAGGAAUAGUGAUUCCACAUGGUCGUGGAACACUUCAGUCGAUUUUGGGCAAACAUUGCUACGUGGGAGAAUUCGUCAAUCGCAGUCGUGAUGGUUACGGUAAGUUAGUGACAGAACGUUAUGUUUUGUGGUCAAAGUGGAAAAUGAAUCGCCCUGAUUUAUCGAAUUCUGCUCGUAUUGACUACGACAAUGGAGACAAGUACUGUGGUUUCUUAUCACUACAGCAAGACAAUACAAUGGCACAACAACUUUCUCGCAGCUUGAGGAAUCGUUUGUCUAAAUUCUCCAUUUGGGUUCAGACGACUAUGCCUGUGCGUGAGCGAUGGGGAGAACUUGUCGGUUCUAACGGUGACCGUUACUUUGGACAAUGGGAAGAUAAUUUACCUUCUGGAUUUGGUUGUUUAGUUUUGACCAAUGGUGACCGCUAUGUAGGUCUUUUUGAGGCAGGUAAAUUCCAUGAUACAGGAACCUUAUUUUCGUUAUCCUAUAGAGGAUACAAUACCAACUGUUCCCCUCCGAGUGGUGCAGAUUUUCUGCUGGUGCGAGAGCAACUUCAACAGGAGGUUGAGGAAGAUGGAGUAGAUAGAAAUAAUUCUACUAUUCCUACUAUAGGUGAAUCAACGUUUAGGCCGUUGGGAAAUACUAAACAGCGAUGGAGUGGUGUAAUUUUUGAUGGUGUUUGGGAGAAGGGUCGUUUCAUAGGUGAAGGUUACGUUACACUACCAUGUGGGUCAAGAAUUUCUGCAGAAUGGAAAAGCGCUUCUCAUGCAAGUAAUGGCCGUAUAUUUCUUACUGCUUCUUCAAUACACACACAGGAAGGAAUGAAUGCACGUGGAUGGUUUCAAUGUUUUCACUGGGAACCACUACUCUGUGGGGCCUAUGAAGAGACAAAAAUGCGGGAGUACGUGGCCUGUGCGCCUUACCGUGAUCGUCUCUACAGUGCUACAACUCCUGAAGAGGUUCAGGCAGUACUAGCGGAUUUCUGCACUAACCAGAGUGUUGUACGAAAUGCGCUAAAAGUAUUCCGCCGCUGUUUUUUUUUCCUUCACGGUACAUGUGGAAAAGAUAGUGAAAUUGGUUCCGGUUUAGGUUUAAAUAAACUUGGAUGGUGUUAUCUCCGUAACGCAUAUGGUGGUUGUAUCCAUCAUGGACGUGGUCGUCCUAUUACUGUUGGGGAUGUGGAUUUGGCAAUGACGGAUGUAGUUUCUUUUGUUCGUUCAGUGCAGAGAUGGGUUUUAGAGAUGUUAGGUGAUUCCGCUCUUGCAGAUGCUAGUUCUGAAAUUUUCGUUGCUCGUAAACUAUUAGACUACAUGCUGCGGGAUGUACAUGAUGUUUUAUUUAACCUCUAUGUGCAGGCCUUCAUUGAAGAAGAUGUUUCACUUUCCGCUUCUCUUGAACGAUUACGGGAACAUACGACUUUAGACGAUCUUGGGGUUGUUUUUGCACGACAGCAAAGCGCGGAGAGACUCUUUGAUCCCUACGCUGACGCUAUUCACAGUAUUGACCAACUUGGUCGACAAGCGCUUACUUUCACUAGCAAAUUACGGGUACUUGCACAGUGGUCAAAAGAGAUUGAUCUCUCUGCACGGCUGGCACAAGUUAAUCUCGAUGACAAGGCGUCUUCUUUACUCUCACGGGAUUCUGCAAAGCUUGAAUUAGGCUCCGCUGAUGAUCUUCUUCCUAUUUAUCAAUACGUCUUGAUAAAGGCGAAACUACCCUAUCUGUAUGCUCAUACCAAAUUAUUAGUAGAUUUAAGUAGUGAGGAUAUGUUUAUGGAAUUUACAUCACCAGAAAAUUUCUUCGUUACUACACUUCAUGCAUGUACCAUGAUGUUAGCAAACUUAAAUCCUCUUUUACGCGAUGAGUUUCAGGUUUUGGCACCAUCCACUCUUUUUGAAGACCGACUUCGUUCCAGUAUUAAAUCUCUCAAGAGAUUAGCAUUAUCUUUUUUGGAGAACUUUUCAUCAAGUACAGGAGAAACCUGUGCCAUAAUAGACAGUAAUACACUACACCAUAUUGGGUUGGGAUAUAUUAAAACAUGGCUACCAGAGGCCCUUGAUGUCCUCUCAGCACAAAAUUUUCUGCCCCCUGAGAGAACGGAUAAAGUAAUUCCGAUAUCUGAGUUAUUACAGACUCCAAAGGCAAAAAAAUUCUUUCAACUGGAUAGACUUCAUUGCCCGCGUGAAGUGUCUCUCUUCUGCUGGCUUGCAGCUGCCAAUGUUGUGUCUGUACUUGGCCUGCGCCUUGUCAUUCUAUCGACGAGUACCACCGAUGACUCUUCGUCUUUGCUGCCAGUGGACGUUGAGGCCGACGUUUUCCUGCGGCGCUGCGGCUGCGGUUUGACUGUUGGUGUUGCAGGAAUGACGAUUGCAUUUCAGUUGCCGGUGGCGGUACUGCCACCAUCCUUCUUUCACCGUGCUGCUUCUCUCCUGCUGCUCACCUUGUAG